Molecule: messenger RNA, 2284 nt
Organism: Solanum verrucosum
Lineage: Eukaryota; Viridiplantae; Streptophyta; Magnoliopsida; Solanales; Solanaceae
Product: sodium/calcium exchanger NCL1-like
Exons: 8
Coding region: 1-2184 (727 amino acids)
Biological process (GO): intracellular calcium ion homeostasis; calcium ion transmembrane transport
Cellular component (GO): membrane
Molecular function (GO): calcium ion binding; calcium:proton antiporter activity
Source: RefSeq, a predicted model, not a curated record
AUGGCUGCUACAUUUUCUUUCCUCUUUGUGACAAUCUUGAUCUUGGUUUUCCCCAUUGUCGAAGGUCGAAUUCUUGAACAUGAAGGUUCAGAAAUUAGUAGUGAAAGGAUCUCAGAUGGAGUUGAACACAAACUCAAGAAUCAGUCAAAUUAUCUAAGUCUAGGCAACUUGAAGGAACUUCCUUCAGGGGAUCAAUGUAAUCAUAUAUAUGGUUUUUUUCCAUGUGCAGAGAAUAUUGGAGGGUACUUAUUCAUGAUUGUCACAUUUCAGUACUUGUUGAUUCUUGGUGAGAAAGUAUUGGCCAUUGGAAGCAACAGGCUCUUUAGUAUCCUUGACACUGGUAUUUUUGGUGCAAGUAUCUUUCCCACACUUAUAACUUGGCCAAGAAUUGUUAUGGCCUUUGCAUCUGGACUAUUGGUUACUAGAGAGAAAGCUCAAGUAUCAGUAUCUUCUGCACUUGGUUCCAAUGUUGGUUCUAGUGUUUUGAAUCUUACUGUACUCUGGGGCAUAUGUGUUAUACUUGGCAGACAAAAUACCUCAACAAAUUCAAAUAGUGCAGAAUCCUCCACUUCUACUUUGAAGUUGGAGGACUUGAAGGGUAUGUUCAUUUACCUUGAACUUAGGAAAAACAAAGAUUUGAGAAUCACACCUUUUUUUUUGGUACUUACAGGUAGAGGAGUCAUAACAAACAAUCUUACUGGUUAUAUAGCUGGAAUCAUGUUUCUCUCACUUGCACCAUUCACAAUAAUGCUAUUCGGCGAUAUCAUCAGUUCAUCUGUAGGAAAGCGCAUUACCAUUCUUGUUGCUCUUAUUGUAUCAGUCACAUUUUUGCUGUCAUAUUUCACUUACCAGAUGUGGAAUCCAUUGAUUCAACAAAAGAGUUUAGAGUACAUAAAACACCAAAAUCUGGUGCAAGUAUUUGUGCAGCAUAUCCAAAGGCAAGCAAGAGGAAAUCUCUUUAAAGGGGGUCAUCCUGACAUUAACGCGCUUAAAAGAUUAUUUGCCAAAACAGACAGAGAUAGGAGCCAUUCAAUAACAGUCACUGAACUAGAAGAACUGGUAAAACAGCUUGAAUCUGGAAAGGUUAAAGUGGACAGUGACUUUGCCCUGUCAACACUGUCAAGAAUAUUCGAUCAAAACAGAGAUGGAAGGAUAAAUGAAGAAGAGUUCAUUGAGGGAUCCAAGAAGUUGAUACAGGAAGCUAAGGACGAUUCCACCUCGAAGAAAUUUCUUGAUGAGGUGGUUAAGGCAUACACAGAGGGACAAAAAAAAGAUAUAGUUAAGAUUGAGGAGCUCAUACCACGAGCUUUGAAGCAAAUUCAGAAGCAAACAAUUGAAUCCGAAGGCCUUCGAAAUGAUGAUGGUAGCCCCAACAUCGAAUCCAUUAAAAGGCUCUUCCAUAAGUUAGAUGAUGAUCAUAACAGUUAUUUAAUACCGUCAGAACUGGAGAAGCUAACGGAAAAUGUCAAAUUCAGACAGGCACGCCUGAAUCACAAAACCUCUGUAAAGGAAAUCAUGAAGGACUUCGAUCAAAAUGAUGAUCACAUGAUCGAUGAAAAUGAGUUUCUCCGUGGUGUGACAUAUUGGCUUCGUAAUGCCAAACAAACUAUUAAAGAACAUCAUGAUAAGGUGAUGUGGGGAGAAGUUGACAAGUUCUUGGAUGAAGCAGAAAGAGGAAACCAUAGACGUUUCAACCACUCUUUGGUGUUAAAAUGGGACAUCUGCAAGUCUGUGUUGCAAGUGAUUUUGGGCAUUGCUAUAUUGACACUGUGUGCAGAUCCAAUCAUGGAUAACAUUAUACGACUGGCGAGUGCAAUUGGCGUGCCUUCUUUCUUCCUAUCAUUUGUCAUAGUACCUUUGGCUAUCAAUGCAAGAACUGCAAUAACAGCAAUAACUUUACUAUCAUCAGCAAAUCAGCAGAGUUGCACAACUUCUUCUUUGACAUUUUCCGAGAUCUAUGUGGGGGUGAUCAUGAACAACAUUAUGGGGAUGUCAACUGUGUUAACUGUAUUAUAUGCCAAAGACUUGAGAUGGGAGUACUCACCCGAAGUGUUGGUAUCUAUGGUGAUAUGUGCUGUAACUGGCUCUUUUGCAUUCACCCGUACCACUUAUCCACUUUGGACUUGUAUUGUAGCUUUCUUGUUUUAUCCUAUAGCACUUGCACUACUUUAUAUUUUACAAUAGUUACAAUCUAAUUAUUCUUGUAAUUAAAAUCCUAUAUUCUACUCAUUUAUAGCUGCAUAUGUAUGGUGGUGAUGUUACUGCUUUACACUAAUUACUAUAA